This is a messenger RNA of Aspergillus calidoustus, 1602 nucleotides long. Lineage: Eukaryota; Fungi; Ascomycota; Eurotiomycetes; Eurotiales; Aspergillaceae. The record is from the annotation of a GenBank genome assembly.
AUGUCUUCCAAAACCACGCCAGCCUUCCCUCCAGUGGCUCUCGAUACCAUAACCCAGCACAUUGGGAACACGCCUCUUGUGAGGUUGAACAGGUUACCACAGAGCCUUGGGAUUGAAGCUACGGUAUAUGCGAAAUUAGAAUAUUUUAAUGCAGGUGGCAGUGUCAAAGAUCGGAUAGCUCUGCGCAUGAUUGAGGAGGCCGAACGCUCGGGGCGUAUCAAACCUGGCGACACUCUGAUCGAACCUACCAGCGGCAAUACUGGUAUUGGCUUGGCUCUGGUCGCAGCCGUCAAGGGAUACAAGACCAUUAUCACUCUUCCGGAGAAGAUGUCCGCUGAGAAGGUGUCUGUUCUACGUGCUCUCAACGCGACCAUUAUCCGUACGCCUAACGAAGCCGCUUACGAUUCGCCUGAAUCUCACAUUGGCGUUGCCAAGCGUCUCGAGAAAGAGCUUCCCAAUGCGCACAUCCUUGACCAGUAUGGCAAUGAGAACAACCCACUGGCUCAUGAACUCGGUACCGCCGAAGAAAUCUGGACUCAAACGAAAGGCAACAUCAAGGCAAUCGUUGCGGGUGCAGGAACUGGUGGAACAAUCACCGGGCUUUCCCGUGGUCUCAAGAAACACAAUCCCGACAUUCAAGUUAUUGCCGCCGAUCCUCAAGGCUCCAUUCUAGCCCUACCAGUAUCCUUGAACGAAGAGCACGCCAACGAGCCCUACAAAGUCGAAGGUAUCGGGUAUGAUUUUAUUCCUCAAGUGCUGGAUCAACAUGCUGUCGACAAGUGGUACAAAACAGCCGAUAAGGAAUCAUUCCAAUAUUCUCGCCGAUUGAUCGCUGAAGAAGGUCUCCUCGUUGGCGGAAGCAGUGGAAGUGCUAUAUCAGCAUUGGUCCAGGCAGCCAAGGAAUACAACUUCGGCAAAGAUGACGUCGUCGUUGUGGUUCUGCCGGACAGUAUCAGGAGCUACCUCACAAAGUUCGCCGAUGAUGAUUGGCUUGCAGCAAACGACCUCCUACCAUCUCUCCCAAGUGAAAUCACACUACCAUCCACUACUAAGCAGUCCAAAGGACAAGGCGACGCCUUUGCGGGUCACACCGUCAGCUCGCUCAGAUUAAAACCCGUCACUACCGUCCAUUCAAAUAUUCCCUGCGAAACCGCCAUUGAAAUUAUGCGUGACAGAGGAUUUGACCAACUUCCUGUCCUCGCACCCUCUGGCAAGAAGCUCGUGGGUCUAGUCACGCUAGGAAACGUCCUCAGCCGGUUAACGCAUAACCGCGCAACUGGAAAGAGCCCCGUCGCAGACGUUAUGUUUGACUUCCGCACAAUUGCCGAAGUCGUCACUGACCCUCGCGACAUGGGCCUUGCAAGCUUGAAGCCCGAUCAAAAUGGGCCGCAUGUCCCAAAGCCGCAGAUUAAGAAUCGUAAAUUCGUCGAGAUUACUCGAGAUACUCCGCUCAGUGUGCUCAACCGCUUCUUCGAGUGGAACAGUGCUGCUAUCGUCACUGACCGAGAUGAGACUGAGACUUUGAGACCUGUGGCCGUCAUCACAAAAGUCGAUCUCCUCACCUGGAUGCUCCAACAUAGCAAGAAUGGCGGGUCGCAAUAG